AUGAAGAAUCUCUCGGUGGUGUCCGAAUUCAUCCUGCUGGGCAUCCCGCACACAGAGGGUCUGGAGACUGUGCUCUUGGUCCUGUUUUUGUCCUUCUACAUCUUCACCCUUAUGGGGAACCUGCUCAUCUUGCUGGCUAUUGUCUCCUCCACUCGGCUUCACAAUCCCAUGUACUUCUUCCUGGGCAAGCUGUCUAUUUUUGACAUAUUUUUCCCUUCUGUGAGUUCCCCUAAGAUGUUGUGCUAUCUUUCAGGGAAUAGUCGAGCCAUCUCCUAUGCAGGCUGUGCAUCCCAGCUCUUCUUCUACCAUUUCCUGGGCUGCACUGAGUGUUUCCUGUACACGGUGAUGGCCUACGACCGCUUUGUUGCCAUUUGUCACCCUCUACGCUACAUCAUAAUCAUGAGCCACAGAGCGUGCGUCAUCCUAGCCAUGGGGACCUCAUUCUUUGGCUGCAUUCAGGCCACCUUUCUGACCACUCUCACCUUCCAAUUGCCUUACUGUGGCCCCAACGAGGUGGACUAUUAUUUCUGUGAUAUCCCAGUCAUGCUGAAGCUGGCUUGUGCAGAUACCUCAGCCCCGGAGAUGGUGGGGUUCAUCAGUGUGGGCCUCAUGCCCCUCAGCUGUUUCCUUCUCAUCCUCACCUCUUAUAGUCGCAUCAUCUUCUCCAUCCUGCAGAUUCACUCUGCCGAGGGCCGACGCCAUGCCUUCUCCACCUGCAGUGCCCACUUCACUGCCAUCCUGCUUUUUUAUAUGCCAGUGGUCCUCAUUUACCUGAGACCAACCCCCAGCCCCUGGUUGGAUGCAACUGUUCAGAUUCUGAAUAACCUGGUCACCCCCAUGCUGAACCCCUUAAUCUACAGUCUCAGGAAUAAGGAGGUGAAAUCAUCACUAAGGAGGGUCCUACAUCAGCUGGGCUUCCUUCCUGAGCAGUUAUAG
Rhinopithecus roxellana (golden snub-nosed monkey) is the source of this 936-nucleotide messenger RNA. Its product is annotated as olfactory receptor 149-like. Gene Ontology annotation, biological process: G protein-coupled receptor signaling pathway. Gene Ontology annotation, cellular component: membrane. Gene Ontology annotation, molecular function: olfactory receptor activity; G protein-coupled receptor activity. The record is from RefSeq and is a predicted model, not a curated record. NCBI's taxonomy places the organism in Eukaryota, Metazoa, Chordata, Mammalia, Primates, Cercopithecidae.